AUGGUGGAGCCCAGGGGUGAGGUGGUGGUGGACGGCGUGGACACCAAAUCGAUAGGUUUGCAUGACUUGAGGCGCAACAUCUCAAUCAUACCUCAGGAUCCGGUGGUCUUCACGGGUCCGGUGCGCAGAAAUUUGGACCCUUUCGGCGAAUACACGGAUCACUUGAUAUGGAGUGCCUUAGAGGAGGUGCAGCUCCGACACGCCGUUCAGGACCUGCCCGGACAACUGGACGGCCUACUGAGCGAAGGGGGCAGUAAUCUGAGCGUAGGUGAGCGCCAAUUGGUGUGUUUGGCUCGAGCUAUACUCCGCCACAACCGCCUACUAGUGCUCGACGAGGCGACCGCUAAUGUGGACCACCGGAUGGAUGCCUUAAUUCAGACCACAAUUCGCCGCAAAUUCAGUGACUGUACGGUCAUUACGAUCGCUCACAGACUCAACACUAUUAUAGACUGCGACCGCGUUUUGGCGUUAGACGCGGGAGAGAUCGUCGAGUUUGACGAACCCUUGGCUUUACUUCAACGGAGGGGACAGUUGUACGACAUGUGCAGAAAGACCGGCGAAGAUAUGUUCAACCAUUUGAUGCAUUUGGCCAAAGAGUCACAUCUCAAGAGGUCUACCAUUAGUGAAGUGCUGGAGGGACCGGAGACAGGGAUUUGAGUGCUGACCAUAUGACCAUGGCAAUUGUAUCUCAACAAAUAAAUAAACAGCAAAUAUAUUAAGUAAAAUAUUAUUUGUGAUAUUAUGUGUUGAGUUAAUGUUUAAAUCUUCAAACCAUCUGUAUUUUCUACAUGAAGUUCGAGUGCAAUGCAAAUACUGUAUAAUUAUUAUUA
Molecule: messenger RNA, 830 nt
Organism: Oppiella nova
Lineage: Eukaryota; Metazoa; Arthropoda; Arachnida; Sarcoptiformes; Oppiidae
Source: the annotation of a GenBank genome assembly